This is a messenger RNA of Orbicella faveolata, 6356 nucleotides long. RefSeq lists its product as uncharacterized. NCBI's taxonomy places the organism in Eukaryota, Metazoa, Cnidaria, Anthozoa, Scleractinia, Merulinidae. The record is from RefSeq and is a predicted model, not a curated record.
AUCAAAUAAAAGAUUGAUUAGCUGUUGUUGAAGUUUGCCUUGGCUUGCGUUCAUGGCGAGCUCAAUGUUUUUCUUUGCUUGUCACGCAAAGUGGAGCAGACGCUAUCAGUACCGGCAACUCUUGAAAACACUUCAAUUGUCGAGUGCAGAAGGUUAAGAGGACAAAAUGAAUUAACUAGUACCUGUAGCACAGCUUUCAAUGCCUAAGAAAGCUCUUAUUGUUAUUGUCUCGAGAAGAUUGCUUUACAAUCGUCUUAAGGGGCGUAGGGAACUAAUUGAUUUGGACACUUCGACAGAAGAUUUAAGGGAUUUACUUAAGUGGUAAAAUGACCUCUCUCGAGAGUCGUCUUGACACUUAAAAUGCUAAUGUUGAUGUGCUCCUUCCACUUUCCCUCCCUCCUAUCAUCAAAACAGCUAGUUUUCACAGGUUGAACAAAUAUCAAUUGCAGGGGGUCGUCGAACGCUUGGUCUUCAAAUCGUCAUCAUUUUUUCAACGGUUGACCCCAUUGUUCUAGUCAAAGAAUUGAAGAAGAUUCUUUGUUUCUUGUGUGUCCUCGUCCUGCCGAAAUGGUUUAUUUUAAUUUUAUUACUCGAAGUUUUUUUUGGCUUAGUUUUUGUUUUCCCAGAAAGGCCUAUCACGGUUCGCAUCGACAGUUGUUUUGAAGCAUCGAAAAGGUAAAUAGGUAAUAUCGAUUGUUGGUACAUGGAAGGCAAGUGUGAAUGGUCGAGCCAAACACUGUACAGCUGACGAUAGAGAAUACUUGCGACAAUUAUUGAUUACUCCAGGUAUUGACAAAUUCAAACGUAGACCAGGUGAUGAAUAGAGGCAUAUUUUUCGGCAGCGACUGGUCACAUAAUUUUUUUUCUCCGCUGAUUGAUAAGCUAAAAAUACCUAAAAACCUCACUGUGCGGUAGAGUGUAAGGGAAAUACUUGAAUGAUAUCAUAUUAAUUAAGUGCUCUCGAAUCUAUCACUAUCACGGCUUAACACUUCUCUUAGGAUAACAAAUAGUUAUGUGUGAAACUUCAAGCGAGCGAGUGUCAACGGUACUUAGGUGUCGCCGCCAGGGUCGGCGUCAACAAAGAAACCAAAUACAAUGGUAUCACUUCCACGUUACUGAGCCGAAUCAAGCAAACGAUCGGUCCUGUUGAAAUCUGUUUGUCUUGAAAUUGUCAACAAAGGGCAUGUCAACUGAGUCGAGUCUAAGAACGUCGACUCUAAGAAUAGCGCCAUUGAAGCUAAGAUUUGUGCUAAUAAAUAUCGCAAAUCGCGGAAAAUUCGCAAACAAACUUAACCUAGUGCCUUUUAUCAAUUUAGCUCAAGUGUGCGGUUAACCCAAGGAGAUGGAACAUCUCCGCAUCUUCCGCGCUCCGAGACGAUAACAUCGCGUUGAAGGAGGGGCUUUUCAAUUAUAAUCUCAAACGAGAAGUCGAGGUUUCUGGGACGCAUUUCAUUCAAGAGCAGCGUUUACAGUAUGAUCAUCCAAUUAAGAUGAAAGGAACGAUAAUUCCCACGACUCUCGACAACUUCUUGUGGCCACUCGCGUGCGUUAUCGCGCAUGACCUGUUGACAGGAGAAAUAAACGGAUCUGACAGAAGUUGAUAUUCUGUUUCACUUGUUUGUGACAUGUAAAGAGAAGCCUAUAACACUACCAUUUAUUUUAUUAAUAAUGGCUUAGGUUGCCAUAACGUCCAAUAAGGCUUCAGAUCGAUGAAUGCUCUGUAGGGGGGAAUUUGGUUCGUUUAACCGUCAAAAUAGGCAAUUAAAAUUCUUUAGUUCGAGGUGGCAUGUGCUUCCCUCCCCUUAAUCAAACCGUCCUUAUCCGAAUGGUAAAUAUUUGAAAAUUACAUGUCGGCACCUCGGGACAAAUAUUGACAAUGCAAAUUAAUCCCAUUUGAUUCAAGAAGGUGGCAAACAGAAUCUCAAAGUGUGUGGGUUGACCGUUCCUUUCUGGUUCUAUUAUCGAAGUUUGACCCGAGAAUUUUUCCAUUUGUUUCUCUAGAUUGCAAAUGAGAUUGUUCAAAUAAGACGACUGCUAUUGAAACAAUAACAAUUGAUUGGAUUCGAUAGGACGAACACAUCGUAAAAUAUUUAUCAACCAAAACACCCCGGGGGCGUUAACGCGAUGAUUGGAUAACGAAAUAUCAACAACUUGCUAAUGCCAAUCAAAGACCGGUGUAGUUCAGUUACAAUAGACCGAGGUCUCACGCUGAGCUCCGAACACAGGCAAGUACAGAUGCUUGGAUGAACGGCGAGUCGACUUCAAAGGAUACCACUACGACAGCAGCGUUCAAAUCCCGCGCAUUUUUUACAAUUUAACCGCGCUACGCUGUGUGAGAGGCUUUGCGGAAUGUUCGUGCACUUCUCAGUCGAAGAGUUCGACUUGCCCAGCACGACACAGAUGCUUAUUUAGUUCCAUGGGAGGAUGACAAAACUGUGAAUUAAACAAAGAGCCAACCCGAUUGAUUCAUUUAAGUUUUCUGUCCGGUUUCUCACGCGAUAGUAUUGUGGAGUAAGUGACCCUUCAAAGCCGUCAAAGACAAAAGAAUGAGUACAGUGCAAGACACUUUCAACGUUCCAAAUGGCUCGCACUAUCCUUUUACGCCAGCUCAAGGCGUGCGGUCCACCGCUCGUCCGUCGACCCACGAGUUCCUAUUCGCCGGGCCCGACACUUUCACAAGUUCUAGCGUCGCAGCUGUUCGCCCACAUAACAGCGGUAUAAAUCUAGCGUCUGACACAACUGGCGCUAGAGCAGGGAGCAACCAGCGACAACACAACAUGUUCGCCGGCUCCGUGUUACACCAGCUUCAUCCCAGUCACUACAAUAGUCUGCAAGAGCCACAUCGAGACGCUACCAAUGGUUCACCUCACGGGUUUUAUUCCGUUGCUCACGCUCAUGACCCGCCCGGCUCUCACUUUCAACAAACUGGUGGACCAUUGGCCGGGCCUUACAGGUUUUCUAAAGCAGUGGAAUAUUAUCCUCGAGACGACAAAUUCGAGGCUCACCAUUCACAGUUUGCGAACCCUUUCGCUGCACCUCGCUACGAGUUCAUGCAGCACCCGGGACUAGCCAUGCCUGCAAGUUACCUGCGCCAACCUCUGAGUCAUGUGGUGGUCUGUGAAUGGAUCGAACCGGGCAGCAAAGGAAAGCCUUGUGGGAGACAAUUCUUUCGAAUGCACGACGUUGUAGCUCAUCUCUCUGAGGAUCAUGUUGGAGGACCGGAAAGCAGUUCUCACGUGUGCUUUUGGAAAGACUGCCCUCGUAAUGGACUGCCUUUUAAGGCCAAGUACAAGCUUAUCAAUCACAUUCGUGUACACACGGGAGAAAAGCCUUUCUCAUGUCCGUUCCCUGGUUGUGGAAAGCUCUUUGCGAGGUCGGAAAACCUAAAGAUUCACAAGCGAACGCACACAGGUGAGAAGCCAUUUAUGUGCGAGUAUCCAGGUUGCGACCGUCGCUUCGCAAACUCGAGCGAUAGAAAGAAGCACUCACACGUCCACACGUCCGAUAAACCGUACAUCUGCAAAGUUGAGGGAUGUAACAAGAGUUAUACUCAUCCGAGCUCCCUUCGAAAACACAUGAAGCUUCAUGCAAAGCCUUCAGAAUCCCUUGGCUCGUCAAGUCCUCAAGAUGAAAGCGUUUCUUCCGCUAGGACAAAUUCACCAGCUUUUCACACCGCGUCAACUUAUCCACCAAUGUCUGAGUGGUUUAAUCGUUUACCAUCGACACAGAAUCACGAGCACUAUCAUAUGGACAAUGGCGCAAAUAUUGCCACCGCUCAAGCUCCUUUGGCGUCCUACUGACAUCCAACGGAGAAAAUAAAUACUCCGGUCUUUUAACAUGGAGACCAGACAGAACUAUUUAACCAGCCGUUUCAACCAAGUGCAAGUGGGUGACGUUUUCGUCGCAUAUAUCCAGCAAACAAUGUGUUGACCAGUCGCUGAGAAAAAUCGGCGACAGGGAAUUAACUUUUAGGCGAAUAGCCUCUAAACUUACGAAUGCUUAGACUAUGGCUGAAAUAUUUCACACUAAACUUGAAGGAUUUUGUAUUCGCAGUUGGCAAAAUGGUGACUGUUUAUGUACGGUUUUAGUCGGUCAGCAUUCGGUAAAGUGUCACACAAAAGACCUACGCACACGUCAAAUCGGCCAACUGAUGUUUUUAGUCGAUAAUGCUUCAAAAAUCCACAUUGCAUUUGGGUAAAAAUUGUUGUCGGGCUUAGAAUUGACAAUUUGAAAGUUAAAGACAAUUGAUCUUGUGCGGAAAUGGAAACCAUGAGGAAAUUAGAAUCCGAUUUCUUUCGCAAGGACAAAAACGGGUUGGAUCUAUCCAUCACGUAAAAUAGAACGAGUUCAAACUUACAGUAUUUUCUUAUUUAUGUGAGAAUAUUUCCUGUUCUAAAUCGGCACUGUAAAUAACAUAUUUAGAAUUUGACAUCAUCUGGGAUAUUAAAGAGAAAACAGUGAAAGGAGAGGAAUCUGUUAUAUGUCUCAAAUUAGUCAAUGUGUUUACUUCAGGUCUCCUUGUUCACAAAGUUUGUCCGUCCAUGCAAUGAUUGCUGCUAUAAGCAUCCUGGCAGUUUAAAAUCAAAAUGCCAUCUUUUUAUACAGAAAAGAUCUAAAUAAAGCAUUCACUGUUUCUGGCAAGUCACUGAACGUUUCUAAACAAUAAAGUUGUCUAAACAAGAUUUCUUUAAUUAAAAUAUUUCCUGAAUUUCCCGUGUACAUCCAGUUUUCAAGAAAGCUGUCUAAGUAGCUAAACAGCCAUUUCAAGGGUACGCCAUAUGACACUCUAUGGUUUCCCACGCAACGAACUGUAUGUCUCAGAAUUCAAAGAGCACAUUAUAUACCACAAGACAGGAAAGUUGCGCGUUCUAUUUAUAUUUGUAAUUAAAUUCUUGGAAGAACGUUUAUUAGGCGAAGGAAAUCGUUGUUGGGUGCUGUAAAAGAAGAAGACACACAGGUAGCAGCAGUCACAUUUUGACCCAAAUUAUCAUCUUGAUUGGUCAUCUUGGGACUGGAACAUUACCGCACUGCUUCUAACCGUUCAAAAAGGCAAAAACUAAGCUAGUGUUUGCGAACUAUGAAGGGCAGUAUCUUGCGUCCUAUGUCAAUCGGCAUAUAUAAUUAAUUAAUCUCUGCCACUCUUAAGAUGCCAAGUACUUCCAUCCUGUCGAAAAUUGAGAUUGAAAUGGCCGUGAUUAGGCUAUUUGUUUAGUUCUCGAAGACAUCAAAAUAAAACUAACAAAACAGCUCCGUUUCUUUUAGCCAAUUACCUCUGUGGCUGCAUCUCAUGGCCUCUGGCUGGGAUGUUUGUAUCAGUUCAAAAGCCGGCAUCUACAAAGGAUUUUCUUUAUUAUAGUGUUUUUAAUCUCCAUGAUUCUUGCCCAAAGGCUGUUUCGAAGGUAACCAAUGAAUUCGGAAAUUUCAUGUAGCUCGGCCGAGCGCGGCUCCGGACAAGGACCACAAGCACUGCAAAAUAACAAGGGCCGUAUCUCUCCCCAAAGGGAAUCAAUCGGUUUUACACUUUCUUUUUCAACGAAGACAAAACUCAGAGAAACAAUAGGCUUUUUGAAGAAGGGCUUAAAAUAGGUCAGUAUUUUAUUGAGCGGUUAUACCGCUUGACGCACUUAUGAAGCGCCAGUGAACCGUGCUACCGGCUUGUAAGGGCCGUUGAUCGAAGCGAAAAAACCUCUACUGGUCAAAGGAAUUCAAAGACUGUUUCUAUAAAGAAGAGGAAAUGGUAACAAAAUAAAGCGUCAGGGGCUCAGAAGCAGUAAAACGUCUUGUGAUGCAAACAGGGCUACUGCACCAGGCGUGAUGCGGUUCGGCGCUGUUGGCCGUAUACCACGUCACGCUGGGAGUAGGGCUUUAUAAGACUAAAUGCAGUACUGGUUUGCUUCCGACUGAAGCGCACUUUGGGAUCUCAGAAUCAGUAGAAAAACUGUAGUCUUAAAAAAGAGCCACAUUGAUUAUCAUUUACGUUGUGUCCCUUCAGCGGCAGAAAUCUUUUGUCGGUCAUGAUACACGAUUGCUUGUGUGCUUAAGUCGUGCAUCACACGAUUUGGUCUUGUGUACGACUCAGGAAAUAGAAAACAAACGAGAGAUGAUAUUAUUAGCAAGAGCUGGCACCAAUUUAAUGAUAACCACUGGAAAAUGAAGAAGUGUUUCUUAAAACCUCAGAUGUACAGAACAUGACGCUACGAACAACAACAAUUGUCUAGAAGGUCCCAUUGGCAAUGGUUUAAGUAGAGAAGAACUAUUGUACGGAUAGGAAAAGAGGUUACCGUGUUAUUCUGUAGAAAAGCGUUCAAAUCAUAGCACAAAGAACAUGGAAUAACAAAUAAAGUGCAUUAACUGAA